AAAGAUCCGGUUCCGUUUUCGAAGUUAUUAUAAAAAAAAAAAUAAAUAACCACCGGCGCCGCGACCGUUGCAUUUCAGCUCGGUGUAAAUAAUCGUUGUUCAUCUCCGAAUGUUUUUUGAAUUCUCGUUUGUCGGGUGGGGAAAACAGGUUGUGGUACGCGUUAGUAAAAGGAGGAGUGGCAAAUGCAUACACGCGUGUACGAGUUGUGAGUUGUAACACGAAAUCACUAUUCAGUAUUCAGUAUCACUACUUAAGUAAAUACUUACGGUCGCACACGUGCGUAUACUCGGAUUGCCAUCACCUCGUUAACAUGUGUCUGUGUAAUGUUCGAUGUCCAUCGUACAAGUGAAAUCCAUCGUCUAAUGCUGCAGUAAUUCAUUAAUACAUUAUUGUUAUACAAGAAUGUUCAGUUAAGAGUUAAUCGAUCGAACGCUUUCAACGUCCGGUGACAUUUGAUUAAUAUAAUUGUCGGUACAAUAAAUUAACGGCUUUAAAAUGUCCGUCAAAAAAGUCCUCCGCAUUUUUAAUCCUCAUGCUGUCCACGCGGUCAUUUUACUGACAUUAAGUUACUUCUUAGUGCAACUAGUUUUCAGUCAUAUAUCGCAUUCACUCACAUUGCUCGUCGACUCGUACCACGUGCUAUGCAAACUUAUAUACUUUUUUGGAUCUGUGCUGUGUAUUAAGAAAAACGAUUAUGAAGAGGAGUGUUCAAACGAAGGUUGUGCGGAAAAAAUCAUCAAGGUGGAGGACAAUUCACCAGAGACCAACUUGACAGUAUCUAAAUCCGGCCAAUUAUCGUCUUCCAGUUGCGUACAUCGUCAUCCCGAGAAGAAGUUAAAGAAUACAUUCGGAUGGGCAAGAAUCGAAGUAGUCUUAAUGCUCGGCGGUUGCGUGUUUUUGGCGUCACUUAGUUUCUCCCUGGUGGUCGAAGCCAUUCAGACCCUCAUACACAUCGACCAUCAAGAUCCAAUGCAUCAACCGAUAUCAGUGUUCAUUAUUGGUCUUGUUGGUAUACUUAUCCACGGACUAUGUUGUUUAUUACUAGGAGGCCCAGUAGUACAAAACGCAAGAGUUCCUGAUGAAGAAAGCGCCAAUGCUCUUUUAAAUUCCGGUCAAUUACUGAAAAAAAAAAUACAAAUUAAAAACUGUUGUUCAAGAGAAAUAUGUCGAGAUGUAGUUGGUUGCACAAUGGUAAUGAUAUGUUCUAUCGUCGUAUUAUUCACAGACCCUAGUAUAGCAAAGUUCGUUGAUCCUGGAAUUUCAAUCAUAUCGGCGGCAAUAUUGCUCUAUCUUAAAUAUCCAAAUAUGAAAGAAUCGUGUCUGAUUCUUCUUCAAACUAUGCCCGACCAUAUGAAUAUUGAUGCCAUUUGCAAAAACUUGAUGAAAACAUUUCCAGACAUAGUAAACGUACAUGAACUGCAUAUAUGGCAAUUGACUGAAGAUAAAAUAAUAUCUACUGCACAUAUAAUGUUUCUUAACCCUCAAGAUUAUUUGCGAAUAAAUAAAGCGGUCGUUAACUUUUUCCACGAUAAUGGCAUUUUAGAAGUGACUAUUCAACCAGAGUUUUUCAAAGACGAUCAGAAUAUACAAAUGGUUCCAGAGUAUGGAAUGGGACAGUGUUUGGUUCAGUGCAAUAAUAUCGAGUGUUUUGAUAGAAAUUGCUGUGAACCAGAUGACAUUGAAUCAAUUCAGCAAUGUUAAGCUUCAAACAGUACAGCUUUAAAGAGUUGAAACAAUCGUCUUGCUCACCAACAAUAAUCGUUAUUUGAUAAAUCUUUACAAAUAUACAAAAGUAAAUAUUUCAAAUUUGAUUACCUUAUAGGUACCACGUGUAAAUGGGUUAUAUUGACCUUAUUUAUUAUUAUAUAUAUAUAUUUUUUUUAAUGGAAAAUGCGUUCCUAUGUGUACUCAUAAUUGUGUUACUGUGAAUGUAUUUAUACUGAAUCGUUA
This is a messenger RNA of Rhopalosiphum maidis (corn leaf aphid), 1951 nucleotides long. RefSeq names its product zinc transporter 1 (gene ZnT77C). Gene Ontology annotation, biological process: zinc ion transmembrane transport; intracellular zinc ion homeostasis; detoxification of zinc ion. Lineage: Eukaryota; Metazoa; Arthropoda; Insecta; Hemiptera; Aphididae. The record is from RefSeq and is a predicted model, not a curated record. Gene Ontology annotation, cellular component: membrane. Gene Ontology annotation, molecular function: zinc ion transmembrane transporter activity. Bases 497 to 1702 code for a protein of 401 amino acids. The transcript is spliced from 10 exons.